AUGCCCAAGAGAAAGGCUGAAGGGGAUGCUAAAGGAGAUGAAGCCAAGGUGAAGGAUGAAACACAGAGAAGAUCCGUGAGGUUGUCUGCCACACCUGCUCCUCCAAAGCCAGAGCCCAAGCCUAAAAAGGCCCCUGAGAAGGUACCCAAAGGGAAAAAGGGAAAAGCUGAUGCUGGCAAGGAGCAGAAUAACCCUACAGAAAAUGGAGUUGCCAAAAAAGACUAG
Messenger RNA from Pongo pygmaeus (Bornean orangutan), 225 nucleotides. RefSeq names its product non-histone chromosomal protein HMG-17-like. Lineage: Eukaryota; Metazoa; Chordata; Mammalia; Primates; Hominidae. The record is from RefSeq and is a predicted model, not a curated record. The coding region runs from base 1 to 225 and encodes 74 amino acids. Gene Ontology annotation, cellular component: nucleus; chromatin. Gene Ontology annotation, biological process: chromatin organization. The transcript has a single exon. Gene Ontology annotation, molecular function: nucleosomal DNA binding.